AUGACUGGAGUGGGGUUUGAAGAGAGUGAGUCUGAAGGAUGGCUUGACGAGUCUGUUUCACCAACAGAGGGAGCUGAUGCUGCUGCUGCUGGUGCUGCUGGUGCUGCUGCUGCUGUCCUAGAUGCUGUAGGCUUAGCAUUGGGUGGUUUUCCCAAGGUGGGGCGAGAUAUUGUGGGGCUGAAGAAACGGAAUGGGGAGAGUGAGCGAGGGCGAGAGGAUUUGUGGGAGGAAGAGGGAGAAGAGGAGGAGGAGGAGGAGGAGGAGGAGGAGGAGGAGGAGGAGGAGGAGGAGGAGGAGGAGGAGGAGGAGGAGGAGGAGGAGGAGGAGGAGGAGGGUGUGGCAGGGGCAGUGGUGUUAUCAGAAACGGAGCUGACAUUGGGUGCAGCAGCGGAUGUUCCCGCCGAUGCUCGAGAUGUCCUUUGA
Closterium sp. Yama58-4 is the source of this 423-nucleotide messenger RNA. The record is from the annotation of a GenBank genome assembly. Lineage: Eukaryota; Viridiplantae; Streptophyta; Zygnematophyceae; Desmidiales; Closteriaceae.